GAGUCGGGCGAUGAUGAGUACAGGGGCGACCAGUCCGACAGCGACGACGAGGUGGACUCGGACUUCGACAUCGACGAGGGCGAGGAACCCACCAGCGACCAGGACGAGAGCGAGCCCAAGCGCCGCCGCCGCGUUGUCACCAAGGCCUACCGGGAGCCACUCAAGAGCCUUCGCCCCAAGAAGACAGAUGUCCCCAGCGUGCGGCAGUCGACGACGGAGCACACGCGCCAAACCUUCCUGCGCAUCCAGGAGCGGCAGGUCCAGUCCAAGCGUAAGAAGGGCGGCCCCAACUACGACCGGCCUCUGACGCAGGAGGAGCUGCUGGAGGAGGCCAAGAUCACGGAGGAGAUCAACCUCCGCUCCCUGGAGAACUACGAGCGCCUGGAAGCAGACAAGAAGAAGCAGGUCCAGAAGAAGCGGAAGUGCGUGGGGCCCGUUAUCCGGUACUGGUCCGUCACCAUGCCCCUUGUCCCGGAGCCGGGCAAGGAGGAGAACGUGGACGUGGAGGGGUAGGUUGGGGUCACCUUGACACAGCCCCG
This is a messenger RNA of Cariama cristata (Red-legged seriema), 539 nucleotides long. RefSeq names its product vacuolar protein sorting 72 homolog (S. cerevisiae) (gene VPS72). The transcript is spliced from 4 exons. Gene Ontology annotation, biological process: regulation of DNA-templated transcription; chromatin remodeling. The record is from RefSeq and is a predicted model, not a curated record. Gene Ontology annotation, molecular function: ATP-dependent H2AZ histone chaperone activity. The annotation marks the transcript as partial. Lineage: Eukaryota; Metazoa; Chordata; Aves; Cariamiformes; Cariamidae. Gene Ontology annotation, cellular component: nucleus.